This is a messenger RNA of Nymphaea colorata (pocket water lily), 906 nucleotides long. Its product is annotated as L-type lectin-domain containing receptor kinase S.4-like. Gene Ontology annotation, molecular function: protein kinase activity; ATP binding. Lineage: Eukaryota; Viridiplantae; Streptophyta; Magnoliopsida; Nymphaeales; Nymphaeaceae. Gene Ontology annotation, biological process: protein phosphorylation. Gene Ontology annotation, cellular component: plasma membrane. Bases 1 to 906 code for a protein of 301 amino acids. The record is from RefSeq and is a predicted model, not a curated record. The transcript is spliced from 2 exons.
AUGAAGAGUGAUGGUGGUGCACUGCGGGUUGUGGUGAGGGCUUGGAGGCUGCUGGUUGGGGUAGAAGAGAUGAUGCCAUUCAGACUGCAAGUUGGGUCACUGAUGGGGAAGGUAGAGACCCUGCAUGAUGCGGUGGGCAUGUUGGGUUUGUGCAAUGAGAGAACUCUACGGCGCAACCAAAGGUUUCAAGGAGGAGUUGGGGAAGGAGGGUUUGGCAGUGUCUACAAAGGUGUGCUUUCCAGGAGCGGAAUCGAGGUUGCAGUUAAGAGAGUAUCGCAUGGUUCAAAGCAAGGGAUGAGGGAGUUUGUGGUGGAAAUAUCAAGCCUGGGGAGGAUGAGGCACAGGAUCGUGGUCCAAUUGCAUGGUUGGUGUAGACGAGGCGAUGACCUGCUCCUGGCUUAUGAAUUCAUGCCAUAUGGGAGUAUAGACAAUUUUCUUUUUGAUGUGAAAGGUAGAAGCCUGAGUUGGGAACAGAGGUUCAAGAUUCUAAAGGGAAUUGCUUCCGGCCUGUUGUAUCUUCAUGAAGAGUGGGAGCAAGUGGUUGCGCACAGAGAUGUUAAAGCAAGUAACGUGUUGUUAGAUGGUGAUCUAAAUGGCAGGUUGGGUGAUUUUGGUCUUUCCAGACUCUAUGAGCAUGGGGCCAACCCCAAGACAACCCAAAUCGUUGGGAGUUUUGGGUACAUGGUGCCGGAGUUCUCCCGCACCUGGAAGUCCAGCACGAGUGCCAAUGUCUACUCUUAUGGUGCUUUGCUUCUAGAGGUGGCCUACGGAAGGAGGCCUAUUGAGCCGGAGAGACAUUGUGAAGAGAUGGUUCUAGUGGAGUUAGUCCACUCUUUGUGGAAGGAUGGACGUAUACUGGACGCCAUGGCAAAAGGCUUGGGAAUAGCUACGUGGUGGAGGAAGUAG